This is a messenger RNA of Pimephales promelas (fathead minnow), 2181 nucleotides long. RefSeq names its product heterogeneous nuclear ribonucleoprotein L2 (gene hnrnpl2). Gene Ontology annotation, molecular function: RNA binding. Lineage: Eukaryota; Metazoa; Chordata; Actinopteri; Cypriniformes; Leuciscidae. Gene Ontology annotation, biological process: mRNA processing. The record is from RefSeq and is a predicted model, not a curated record. Gene Ontology annotation, cellular component: nucleus.
CAUAUUGUUGCGCGUGAAUCGUAACGGGACAACAUGGCGACGCAGACGGCCCGCUACUACAGUGAAGGUGGCAGAGCAACUAAACGCCAAAAAACGGAAAGCGAGGGAGGAAUGGCGACCGAAGGAUAUGAUGACCCACAUAAGACCCUGCCGUCUCUUGUGGUGCAUGUUCGAGGUUUAGUGGACGGCGUUUUGGAGGCGGACAUUGUUGAAGCCCUGCAAGAGUUUGGGACCAUCAGUUAUGUAGUACUCAUGCCCAAGAAGCGUCAAGCCCUGGUUGAAUAUGAGGAUAUGAAUGGGUCUUGCAAUGCUGUUACUUACGCCAACGACAACCAGAUCUACAUCGCCGGACAUCCUGCGUUCGUGAACUACUCUACCAGUCAGAAGAUAUCCAGGCCGGGUGACCCUGAUGACUCCCGCAGUGUUAAUAAUGUUUUGCUUUUCACGAUCAUGAACCCCAUUUAUCCCAUUACCACGGAUGUUCUGUACACUAUUUGCAACAACUGUGGUCCUGUUCAAAGAAUCGUCAUCUUCAGGAAGAAUGGUGUCCAGGCUAUGGUGGAGUUUGAUUCCGUUCAGAGCGCCCAAAGGGCCAAGGCCUCGCUCAAUGGGGCUGAUAUAUACUCCGGCUGUUGCACACUAAAGAUCGAGUAUGCCAAGCCAACACGCCUUAAUGUGUUCAAGAACGACCAGGACACAUGGGACUACACCAAUCCGAACCUGAGCAGCCAAGGUGCAGAUGCUGAUGGCAAUGGGGGCAAUCAAGAUAUGAACGCCAAUCCCAACAAGCGCCAGAGGCAGCCGGCUCUGCUAGGAGACCACCCUCCAGAGUAUGGAGGUGGUUAUCACGGAUACCAAGAAGAGAGCUAUGGUGCGCCCUACGAAGGGCGACGGAUGGGGCCGCCCAUGGCUGGUGGGCCAAGGCGCGGUGGGACCAGUCAGCGUUACGGUGGACAGUACGGCCCCCCGCCUCCGCCUCCAGGAGAAUAUGGUGCACACGCAGACUCACCAGUGAUCAUGGUCUACGGCCUGGACCCCGUUAAAAUAAACGCGGACAGGGUCUUCAACAUCUUCUGCCUGUACGGCAAUGUGGAACGGGUGAAGUUCAUGAAGAGCAAGCCUGGAGCUGCCAUGGUGGAGAUGGGAGACUGCUAUGCGGUGGAUCGUGCCAUCUCGCAUCUCAACAACAACUUCCUGUUCAAUCAGAAGCUCAACGUAUGUGUGUCUAAGCAGCAGGCCAUCAUGCCCGGCCAGUCCUACGAGCUGGAGGACGGGACCAGCAGCUUCAAAGACUUCCACGGGAGCAGAAACAACCGCUUCACUUCUCCAGAGCAGGCGGCGAAGAACCGCAUUCAGCACCCCAGCAACGUCCUCCACUUUUUCAACGCAGCACCUGAGGCUUCACCAGAGUCCUUCACCAGGAUCUGUGAAGAACUGGGUGUAAAGAGUCCUGCCAAUGUCAAACUUUUUGCAGCCAAAGGUUCCACAUCAGAGAGGAGUUCAUCAGGGCUUCUGGAGUGGGAGUCUGUUAAUGAUGCCAUGGAAGCCCUUGCUAUGAUGAACCAUCACCAGAUGAAGAACCCCAGUGGGCCGUACCCAUACACACUUAAGCUGUGCUUCUCUACCGCACAGCACGCAAACUGAGUCCCAGGAUCAUCGCUCACCCAUCACUUCACUUCCCUGCUACUUUAUUGUCCUUUAUGGCUCAUUUGUGCGAUUGGGUGUGCAGAGAUGUUGAGUUAACCUUAUGUUGAUUGAGCCGCAGCACAAGCUGAGAGUGAAACUGACUGAACUCACUGUUUUUAAUGAAGAGGAGUUAAAACGCUUUUGUACCAGUAUUUUGGUUUUGUUACCUUUUUUUGUUCUUUUUUUAUUUCUUACCAUGAUCGACUGUUAGCUCUGUGCUCAGCAACUCACUUUUAGAAAUGUCACCCUGUAAAGAAGAUUGCAUUUUUUUUUUUCUGAUUGUAAAAUAAAAAGUGAUUAUGGGUCUUUGUGUUGAUUGCUUUUGCAAGGGAACAGUUGUGACUCGUGUUUUUAAAUGUUUUGCAGCAGUUCAACCUUUCUUUUUCUUUUUCUUUUUUCUUCAAAAAGCUGCCUGAAUGUUACUGCAUAGUGUAUAUUUGCGAUCUGGACAAUAAAAUGUAAUCAAUUUAAUAAAUUUAAUCUGCGUAUUCGAAA